UUCUCUCUCCCUCCCUAUCUUUAAUUCAGGACUGGAUGCAUGCACGAUCUGGCUUUUAACAGUGAUAGCACCAUUACCAUGCACACUACUCUCUGCAGGCUCAGCAGAGAAUAGCGACAACAGCAGCUCUCUCUCUCCCGCUCUCUCCACCUCUACCAGACAAGACUCCUCCUCUCCAUCUCUCUGUGACUCCCUCUCUCUCUUGCAUAUGAUCUGUACUUCACUUCCUCCCAGCUGAAGCAGGAGAUAACAGCACGCUACACACAGUGAACACAAAAGAAGAACCGGAGAAGAAAAGGAAGAGACAGCUGUACUUUCUGUAGAUCUGAAGAACGCUGCUCCCUGUGACUUCAGUAAGAGAGAGAGUCUGAGGCCAGCUUCAGCAGCAAGCUACCUUGAGUUAAAGCUUCUGCCUGGCUGCCACAUCCAGCAAUGAGUCGAAGGGAGGCUCUGGUGGGGAACCCUGUGCCUAGUGCAGCGCCUGAGGUAUCAGGCAACAGCACAGAGGCAGCAGGACCCGGUCCCCACGAGACCAAAGAUGAGAUGUUCUCCAAAGUCAAAGACAAGUUCAUGAAUGAACUGCACAAAAUCCCACUGCCAUCAUGGGCCAUCGUCGCCAUUGCGUUUGUUGCUGUUGUACUAGUUGUUUCCUGCUGCUUCUGCAUCUGCAAAAAGUGGAUAUUCAAGAAGAAGAACAAGAAAAAGGGCAAAGACAAGGGCAAGAAUGCCAUCAACAUGAAGGACGUCACUGACGGUAUCAAAACCGAGGCCUUGAAGGAUGAGGAUGAUGCGGAAACAGGGCUGACGGAUACAGAGAAAGAGGUGGAGUCUAAGGAAGAAGAGAAACUUGGCAAAUUACAGUACUCCUUGGAUUACAAUUUCACAGAGAAUACGCUCAUAGUGGGGAUCAUCCAAGCAGCAGAGCUGCCCGCUAUGGAUAUGGGUGGCACUUCUGACCCCUAUGUGAAGGUCUACCUUCUUCCAGACAAGAAGAAGAAAUUUGAGACCAAGGUCCACCGGAAGACACUGAAUCCCGUUUUCAAUGAGCAAUUCACCUUUAAGGUUCCCUACACUGAGCUUGGAGGGAAAACUCUGGUGAUGACGGUGUAUGACUUUGACCGCUUCUCCAAACACGACGCUAUAGGAGACGUGAAGGUGCCCAUGAAUAAGGUCGACUUUAGUCAUGUGACUGAGGAGUGGAGGGACCUCCAGAGCGCUGAGAAAGAAGAGCAAGAGAAGCUGGGUGACAUCUGUUUCUCUCUGCGGUAUGUGCCCACUGCUGGCAAACUGACCGUGGUCGUUCUGGAGGCCAAGAACCUGAAGAAGAUGGAUGUCGGUGGCCUGUCAGAUCCUUACGUCAAGAUUCACCUGAUGCAGAACGGCAAACGGCUGAAGAAGAAGAAGACGACAAUCAAAAAGAACACCCUCAACCCUUACUACAACGAGUCUUUCAGUUUCGAAGUGCCAUUCGAACAAAUCCAGAAAGUUCAAGUUGUUAUAACUGUUCUGGACUAUGACAAGAUUGGCAAGAACGAUGCCAUCGGCAAAGUGUUUGUGGGUUUGAACAGCACAGGCACCGAGAUCCGUCAUUGGUCAGAUAUGCUGGCCAACCCGAGGAGACCCAUCGCUCAGUGGCACGUGCUCAAGCCGGAGGAGGAAGUGGAUGUCCUGCUAGCAGCUCAGAAAAAAUAGAGCAGCCCGUGCCGCUCUUCAUGCACCCUCACUCCUAAUUUCGUGUCUAAGAAAACCGCCUUCUUGGACCACCCCCUUGAGAUGUUGUGUUGUUACGUCGGUUUUGACCCCUCGCCCCCUUCCUUCCUUCCUUCCUUCCGUCGAUAAACUUUCUCUGUCCUUUGUUGUGUCACCUCCAUCCACGACCUUAAAAGUCCCCGACCAAAUGCCCCCUUCUUUUAAGCAAUAUGAUCUGUAUAGAUAGCGCAUGACUGGAGGAAUUUAUUGUACCACAGGUGUAUAUAUCAGUAUGCAGACGAAAAUGAUUUCUAGUUUAUGUGUUUGUAUGUUGUUACCCGUUUCCUAAUCUGUGUAUAUCUUGAUGUUUUUAAUAAGAUGUUCUAUUUUAAAUUAUGUAAAUGCUGACAUAGAAGAGCCAAUAUUAUAUAUAACAGGAUUUAAGAAUUUUACCUUAUUGCAUUCCACUAAAAUAUACGAUAUAUCUCUAUAUAAAUAUUUAAAGAAUUCCAACCUGCAAGACGCUAGUGGAGGUACACUCACUUCGUAAAGGACGGUUUGUGCUUCAUG
This is a messenger RNA of Sinocyclocheilus rhinocerous, 2259 nucleotides long. RefSeq names its product synaptotagmin-1-like. The record is from RefSeq and is a predicted model, not a curated record. The transcript is spliced from 11 exons. Gene Ontology annotation, molecular function: SNARE binding; calcium-dependent phospholipid binding; phosphatidylserine binding. The coding region runs from base 433 to 1692 and encodes 419 amino acids. Gene Ontology annotation, cellular component: synaptic vesicle membrane; dense core granule; exocytic vesicle. Gene Ontology annotation, biological process: synaptic vesicle endocytosis; calcium ion-regulated exocytosis of neurotransmitter. NCBI's taxonomy places the organism in Eukaryota, Metazoa, Chordata, Actinopteri, Cypriniformes, Cyprinidae.